UUUCCAUGGUGACAACAACCAGCCAGCUACCUACCUUUCUGUCCGCAAACAAGAAUUAACAAGGCGAACUAACAACUCUAUUGCAAACUAGUCCUCGCUAUUACUAAAUUAUUGUUUUACACCGUCACCAGCAAGUCUAGCGACUUGAUUUUAAAGGUUUCUUUUGAGGUUGACAGUCGACGUCAGAGAACUAGUUAGCUAAACGUUAGCUCGGCGGCUAAUCCAGAAAAAAGGACUCAAUAAUCUGCUGCUAGCAAAUUUAGCAUCGUGUCGCUCAAGAUGAGUGAACAGUUGAAAUUCAUCGUUGAACAGCUUAACAAGGACCCAUUCAAGAAAAACUUCAACCUCAUCACGUUUGACUCCCUGGAGCCGAUGCAGCUGCUGCAGAUUUUAAAUGAUGUUCUGGCUGAAAUAGACCCAAAGCAAGCCAUAGAUAUCCGUGAAGAAAUGCCUGAACAAACCAUAAAGAGAAUGUGUGUUCUACUGGGAAUGUUGAAAUACAAACCUCCUGCCAACCUCUCUGAUGUGAGCAGCUUUAGACAAGGCUUGGUAGUUGGCAGCAAGCCCGUGGUCCACCCCAUCCUCCAAUGGCUGCUACAGAGGGUCCCUGAACUGAAGAAAAGGGCUUAUUUGGCUCGCUUUCUAGUCAAACUGGAGGUGCCUGCAGAGUUUCUGCAGGAUGAUGUCAUCACUGACACCUUUCACCAGUAUGAGGAGCUGGUGGAAAGUUUUAAGACGUAUCACAAGGAGUGUGAGAUGCUGAGGACUUCAGGCUUCUCUACAGCAGAAAUCAGAAGGGACAUUAGUUCAAUGGAGGAAGAGAAAGACCAACUAAUCAAACGUGUGGAAAGGCUGAAGAAGAGGGUGGAGUCGGUGUCCAACCAUCAGCGGAUGCUGGAACAGGCGAGACAGCUGCGAGUGGAGAAGGAGAGAGAGGAGUCACUGACUCACCAGAAGCAAGAACAGAAGAACCAACUGUUCCAGGCAGAGCAGAGACUGCAGAGAUCGCAGCAGCAGUUGAAGGAUUUGCGACAGGCAGCAGCAGAUGCCAAUCCAGAGAGCUUAAUGAAGAGGCUCGAAGAGGAGAUCAAGAUCAACUCCUACAUGGUCUCUGAGAAACUCCCCAAAGAGCUGGACGGUAUGAGGCGUACAGUGCAGAACCUGCAGAAAAUAGCAGCAGAGCCUGCCAUGGGUCAGGCCGAUCUCCAGGAGCUGGAGGACAAGAUUAAAGAAGUGGACUCUCAGAUAAACCAGCUGAUUGAGAAGAGGAUGAUGAGAAAUGAUCCCAUGGAUGACAAACUGACCCUCUACAGACAACAGGCGUCCAUCAUCAUUCGAAGGAAGGAGUCCAAGGCAGAGGAGCUUCAGGAAGCGAGAGAGGAGCUUGCCACUGCAGAGAGGGAACUGAGGCAGAGGAGAAGCCAGGCACAAGCUUCAGAUGGGGGAGAAGUGAUCCGGGGUGAUGAGCUGAAACGUUUGGUGGUGAAAUUGCGCAACAAGUCAUCAGUACACAAGAAGAAACGGCAGGAAAUUGCUGAGCUGGCGGCAGAAUAUGGAGUCCUGCAACGAACAGAGGAGAUUCUCAGGCAGAGGCAUGAGGAUAUCCAACACAGACUGCAAACUAUGGAAGCUGAGAAGGGCAUCUCUGGCUACAGUGACACUCAGGAGGAACUGGAGAGGGUGUCGGCCAUCAAGAGCGAGCUGGACGAGAAAAAGGGCCGCACACUGGAUGACAUGUCUGAAAUGGUGAAAAAAUUAAACUCCAUGAUAGUGGAGAAGAAGUCUGCUCUAGCACCCAUUAUAAAAGAUCUGAGGUCACUGAGACAGCGGUGUCAGGAACUGAGUCAUGAAUAUGAGGAAAAGAAGUCGCAAUAUGAAAGUUGCACUGCUGGUUUGGAGAGCAACAGAUCUAAACUGGAGCAGGAGGUGAGAGCAUUGAGAGAGGAGACAGCACAGGAUGAAAACCGAUAUCAUUACAUCAACUCCAUGUCAGAGAUCAUUGAAAUGCAACUACAGCGGGCUGCUGAUGAGAUGAAGGCCUAUGUGUCCUCUGACCCACAGGAGAGGAAGAAGGCCAUCAGGGAAGUGUACAUGAAGAACAUUUCAGAACAGGAGUUACUUGGCAAGAAAUUACGUGAAAAGCAGAAGAUGGUGAGGGAGAGCCACGCCGCUAACAUGGAGCAGAUGAAGAUGUGGCGUGACCUGGAGCAGCUGAUGGAGUGCAAGAGGCAGUGCUUCAUAAGAGCUCAGAGCCAGGCAUCUAUUGGUCAGGUCAUACAGGAGGGGGGAGAGGACAGGCUGGUGCUGUGAAGACAUAUCUACGCAUAGUCAACUGCAGAUCACUUCAACUUACAAUUCUAUAUCUACCUGUAACAUUUCAAAAUCUUUUAACAAUAUAACUGUUAUACGUUAGUGGACACAAUAGCACAAGGCUUGUUCAUGGGGUUCAUCUUUCCCUCCAUAUUGCCCGUUACAAACUGCCCGUAGAGUUUCACUUUGUACUUUGUCCUGUGUAAGCACCCCACCACUCACAUCAUUUUGUCAACAUGGUUUGAGAUCCUUUAAGAAUCCACAAUUUAAAGAAAACAUGUAUCAGGAGGUGUUGCAGGACUCAGUGUUUUACCUUCUCUGGGCCCUUGAGACUCCAUUUUGCCACAUCUUAAAUAAUACACUCUCAAUCAAAGUGUCCAAAGAUAACAGUGUACAAAGUGGUGCACUUGGGAUGUGGCCGCGGUCAACUAUUUUUGGCAUUGACAACCAUGACCUUGGACUGGGUGUCUUGCCAAUUUUGGAAUUCACUGGGACCUCCAUUGCUUUCGACACUUCGCUGUAGAUAAAGUAAUCAUAUUACUCCGUUUGUUUUUAUUUUCAAACCAUUACUAUUUUUCUAUAAUAGAUCCUUAUUCAAAAUAACCUUUGAUAUUUAAGACAAACAUAGUUAGAUGUUUUUGUUGUCUGUGUAUUUCUAUUAAAUGUAUUUUAUAUUCAUUUUGACUCACGUUUCAUUA
Centropristis striata (black sea bass) is the source of this 3008-nucleotide messenger RNA. RefSeq names its product intraflagellar transport 81 homolog (gene ift81). Gene Ontology annotation, biological process: intraciliary transport; cilium assembly. Gene Ontology annotation, molecular function: tubulin binding. The coding region runs from base 280 to 2310 and encodes 676 amino acids. The transcript has 18 exons. Gene Ontology annotation, cellular component: cilium; centrosome; intraciliary transport particle B. The record is from RefSeq and is a predicted model, not a curated record. NCBI's taxonomy places the organism in Eukaryota, Metazoa, Chordata, Actinopteri, Perciformes, Serranidae.